Molecule: messenger RNA, 931 nt
Organism: Zophobas morio
Lineage: Eukaryota; Metazoa; Arthropoda; Insecta; Coleoptera; Tenebrionidae
Product: tRNA-splicing endonuclease subunit Sen34-like
Exons: 4
Coding region: 107-931 (274 amino acids)
Biological process (GO): tRNA-type intron splice site recognition and cleavage; tRNA splicing, via endonucleolytic cleavage and ligation
Cellular component (GO): tRNA-intron endonuclease complex
Molecular function (GO): tRNA-intron lyase activity; nucleic acid binding
Source: RefSeq, a predicted model, not a curated record
CAAUGUCGUUGUCUAAAUUGAAUAAGAUAGCAAAUACUGUGUUUACAGAAAAUGUUUGUACUUUUAAAAUCAAAGAUAAUAAAAGUUAACCUAAAAACGUAUUCUAAUGAGUGGUGAAACUGGUGUUGAAGAAGAAAGUACGAAUGGUAACAGUAUGAUAGAACUAAAAUACAACAGCGGCGAAGUAUUUCUCUUCGACGUAGACGAUUGGGCCACCCUUCGAAAAACCCACAGGAUAUUAGGUGCCCUUGUCGGUAACACAAACAUAAUUCAAACCCUACCACUAAAAUUGUUACCGGAAGAAGCUUUACUGUUAGUAGAUCAAGAACUGGCACAAGUAAUCAAUCAUGACUUUGACACAACACCGGAAGAUCAAAAGAAGCACGACAGGUUGGAGCAUCAGCUACUUGAAGAAGAAAAAAUCAUUUAUAGGAACCGGCGGAAAAGGCAACUGGAAGUUAUGGUUGACGAUAUCGUUGCAGCCAAACGAAAACGGGGAGAUACGAGAUCAUCAGAAGAAAUUUUCAACGAUGAACUGGAGAAAUCUUCACAAAUUACGAAUCAAAAUAUGAUAUGGCCAAUUUUGCUUAAAGCUUCUAAUUCAACUAGAAGUAGUAUUGUGUCUAGGGGCGAACUUUGCAAAAGUACUACAGAGUUAAAGUAUCACGUUUACAAAGACUUGCACGGAAAAGGGUACUACAUAACGUCGGGGUUCAAAUUCGGAGCAGACUUUUUAGUUUAUUUAGGUGACCCUAUUGCAUACCAUGCCAUUUUUAUUGUACACUGUGUAGAGAACCCAGACAUAGCCAUGCAUGCAACAGAAAUAGUCGCUUUUGGUCGUUUAGCGUCGUCCGUACGAAAACACGCCGUUUUGGCGUCUUUAAAAGACAACCAAGUUUCCUACAUAACGAUCAACUGGCUAGUCACUUAA